Molecule: messenger RNA, 1014 nt
Organism: Hibiscus syriacus
Lineage: Eukaryota; Viridiplantae; Streptophyta; Magnoliopsida; Malvales; Malvaceae
Exons: 2
Coding region: 1-1014 (337 amino acids)
Molecular function (GO): catalytic activity
Source: RefSeq, a predicted model, not a curated record
AUGAAGGUUUUGAGGAGACUGAUUUCUUUUGAUGUUGAUGUUAUGUGCUUUAUGGAAUCUCGGAUCAAGAGAGAUAGCUCUGCCAAGUUUAUCUCCUCCUUGUCUAGUGAUUGGUAUUUGGCUGAGAAUUAUGAUUAUGUUGAAGGAGGCAGACUUUGGGUCAUUACUAUUUCUGGCACUGUCGAUGGUCAUAGAAUUAUUAUUACUGCCAUCUAUGGUAGAAAUAAUGGGGUUGUUAGGAGAGGUCUUUGGGACCAUCUGAAGUCUGUAGGGAAUGUUUUGGGUCCUUCCUCUUGGGUGAUUGGGGGUGACUUCAACAUUACUGCUAGCCUAGAGGAAAGUUCUGACUUUGAAAUUAUAGGAGUGCACUAUACUCCUAAUAUGAGGGAAUUUCAGGAAUGCUUGGAUGAUCUUGAACUCAUGGAUCAUCCUUUUUUAGGUCCUUUGUUUACUUGGUCUAACAGACAAGAAGACUCUUUUUUGGCCAGGAAGCUUGAUAGGAUACUGGUCAACCCUCAUUGGAUGCUAGAUUUCCCUGAGUCCUUUGUUGAAUUUAAGGCUCAAGGCGUGUCUGAUCACUGCCUGGGUCUGCUUUGGUCACAUAAAGGGGUCAUGGUUAAGAAGCCUAGGCCUUUCAAGUUUUUUAAUUGUUGGACUGGCCAUGAGCAGUUUCUGAGCACUGUUGUGAAUUCCUGGCUGGGCUAUUGUGAUGGAAACCCUAUGCAGUGUUUGUUCAGGAAAUUGAAGAGGCUUAAGUCCUGUCUUAAGGAUUUUAACAAUGAAUUCUUCUCUGACAUAUCUGGUAGAGUUAAGUCCAAGAGAUCCGAUCUUGAGCAAUUACAACUUUUCAACCUGUCCCAUGUUGGUCAGAGGAGGAUGAAUGAUGAAAGAAUUCUCAAAGCUGAGUUGGUUGACCUGGAAAUUGCUGAGUCAGAGUUCUACAGGAAGAGAGCUAAAAUGCACUGGUUAAAGGAGGGUGAUUUAAAUACCAGGUUUUUUUCAUCAGAAGGUUGA